This is a messenger RNA of Cynara cardunculus var. scolymus (artichoke), 1657 nucleotides long. RefSeq lists its product as uncharacterized. Lineage: Eukaryota; Viridiplantae; Streptophyta; Magnoliopsida; Asterales; Asteraceae. The transcript has 3 exons. The coding region runs from base 9 to 1178 and encodes 389 amino acids. The record is from RefSeq and is a predicted model, not a curated record.
AAAGAGAAAUGGGCUGCGGGAAAUCGAAACACGAUGUCGUCACAGCGACCACCGUCAUCAAAUCCAUGAGAUCCGAUGGCGGCAAAGAAAUCCACACCACAAAAACUGUUACCGACAAAGGCGACUCAUCGUUGAUACAACAAGUUGAAACCAAGAGUUUGGUUGUUGAAGACAGCAAGAAAGAAACCGUGACAACAAAGAUAGAGCCGCCUGCGGAUAACAAGGUCGUCGAACCCAGAAGUGUUGUCCCCACAUCGGUGGAUAACGAUAUCACAGCUACAAAAGUCGCGGAGGCCCCAACAUCCGUGGAUAACGAUAUCGCAGCUACAAAAGUCACAGAGGCCCCCACAUCCGUAGAUAAUGAUGUGGAAGCUACAAAAGUUGUGGAAACCGAGAAGAUUAAGGAUUCCAACCCAAAAGACACCACUGAAGCCAAAAAGGGAGAUGUGGCGAGCAAAGACAUUGUGGGCGUCACGGAAGUUGUGAAAGAAAACGAUCAGAAGAACAAAUCAUACCAAAAAGACGAUCAGAAGGACGAAUCCAACCUAAAAGACGAUCAGAAGAAAGAAUCCAACCGAAAAGACGAUCAGAAGAAUGAAUGCAGCCUAAAAGACGAUCAGAAGAAGGAAUCCAGCCUAAAAGACGACCAGAAGAAUGAAUCCAGCCUAAAAGACGACCAGAAGAAGGAAUCCAGCCUAAAAGAUGAUCAAAAAGACGAUCAGAAGAAGGAAUCCAGCCUAAAAGACGAUCAAAAGAAGGAAUCCAACCUAAAAGACGAUCAGGAGGCCAAUGUGGCUCCAACAAAAGACGAAAAGAUUAAGGAAUUUGAUGAAGAGGCCAAGACCGAGGUUGCAGUGGAAGCCAAAGCCACGGAAGUUGUGGAGAACGCAAAGGUUACAGAUUCCAAGGAAGAAGAAGCAAAAGGUGAAAUCGCCGAGGAAAAGCAUGUGAAAACCGUGGAUGAUUAUUCGAAUCCCAAGGAAAACGACCUAAGAUCCGAGGAAAAAAAGGAUGUUGCACCAGCUGAAGAAUCGACAAAAGUGGAAACAAAGAAAGAAGAUGUCAAGGCGAUCGGAGCAGACAUCGUCAACACAGAGACCUCACUUGCAGCAGAACCCGAGAAGGCUCUCAAUGCCAAAGAGGAAACUGUUGCUGAAACAAAAGAGAAAGAACCAUAAGAAAAAAAGACGAGAUGAAAUCCUGGACGAGUAAUGUGGUUUAACCUAAUGCAUUUAUGGAAACUCGUUAUAUAUUUCGAUUGUAUACUUAUAAUUCUACCAUGAAACAUACCUCAAAGAUUAGAAUGUGCAACAUUGUGAAGUUUCCAAAUAUAUGGUUCUAUCUUUAUCGUUUUAUUACUUCUAAAAAACCCUACAUUUUAGAAUGGAGAAACGACAACCAGGUGUCUCCACAAAAACAAUCCCUCUACUGCUUGAGACCUCAUCUGGGUUUGAUAUGGUAGGAUAGGAUAAAGCUAGCAUAAGGGGGAACCACGAGCCUAACUAUGAGAUACAAGAGAAACAACCUUAACCUUGCCACAACCCUGUGCCCACUAAAUGGAACUGGGUUUUUUAUUUUUGAAGCACAUAUUUACAGAGAGAGGUUACAGGGGAAAAUCUUCGGAAAAAAUGAAAAACUGAGAACACCCUAAUAACCG